Molecule: messenger RNA, 1629 nt
Organism: Canariomyces notabilis
Lineage: Eukaryota; Fungi; Ascomycota; Sordariomycetes; Sordariales; Chaetomiaceae
Exons: 2
Coding region: 1-1629 (542 amino acids)
Source: RefSeq, a predicted model, not a curated record
AUGUCUCUUCUCCAAGUCCGCGACGCCGUCGCCUUCCCCGGCGGCAGCAACUCGAGCGACACCGUCAUCGAUAAUGUCCACUUCAACCUGACGACGCUCAAUUUCUGGAAUUACACGCUCUACUCCAACGGCACCCUGUCCAACGGCUCGUGGUGUCUCUUGACCUUCCCGCCGUACACGCCCCCAUUGCUCCUCGAGAACGGCACCUUCAUCAACGCCACGUGGUGCUACUCCCCCGUCAAGGGCAUCCAACACCGCGCGGCCAUUGCAAUUGGAUAUGCGGUAGUCUUUGGCAUUGCGCUGGUCCUCACCCUCGUCAGCCUCAACAAGCAUGCAAGGCUCUAUCUCCCGGCCGAGAAGCGCUUCUAUCCCAUUGGAAGGCGAUGGCAGUGGUACUGGGCGAUAUGGGUGUGCGCAACGGCGCUGAUUAGCUUGCUCACCUGCAUUGAUGUCGACCGGUACUUUCUGCCCGAGCUGCCCAUAAUCCUGACGAGCUUCUUUUGGUAUCUGAUGCAGAUCGGCGCCAUUGCCGUGGUCUGGGAAGCUGUGAGGCACUGGGGCAGUUGGAUGGAGAGGCAGUUCACGGAUCCCGACCCUUUUGCGCUCCGAGACGGCGACAGGAGGUCAAAGGUCGAGUUUUGGUUGCCGCUGUGGUUCUACCUUUUCCUGUGGCUGAACUUCUUCAUGAUUGUCCCCCGCAACUGGGAGCCAAUCCAGCACCAACGAUAUCCACAGCAAGUCGUCGAUGAAGCUAUACCAACUGCUACAGAUGCCCGGUUCAAAACGGCCGCCUUUCUCCUCGCCGUCUGCUGGCUAACCACCGUCUUCUCCCUACGCCACUCCAUCGAGCACUACUGCCCGCGCAACCGAGGCAUCCUCAAUCGUAUAUCAGGCUUCCUCCGGUACACACCCGCCCGGUUCAUGAUCAUCCUCCCGCUCGCCGCCGUCGUGCCUGUCUACCAAGCCCUAGUAGCAUGGCACUUCGCCUGGAGCCCGCUCAACAUCGACGGGCUCGACGCCGCCAUCUAUCCCGGCGCGUACACCCCCGCGCUGCUCAUCGUACUGGUCCAAGCCUACUUUGGACUGCUGCUCCCCAACGAGGACAAGGAGCUGCUGCGGCAGCGCCGUGUACGCGACCAGGCGCUCGACCGCGAGAUGGGCAUCGUGCACAAGCCCUCCUGGUGGCGUCGGAUUAAUGGCGAGCACAUCGCCGCCAACGAGAGCAUGAGCGACCGUCUGGCCCGCAACGUCCGCGAGGUUCAAGGGAACAGGCAAGCCACGACGCGCAACCCUGACGGUAUUGACAUCGCCAGCGGCCCGGUGGAGAUGACGCCUGUUUCGCCGCCGCCGCCGGCUAGUCCCAGGAUUUCGCGUACCGAGGUUGAGCGGUACAGUGGUAAAUCUGAUCGGGGGCGAACGGAGCUCGCCGCCGGCCUGAUGUUCCCUCAAGCAGGGGAACGUGCUGCCGCCCAGAGGCACGAAGAGAUUGGGUUGGAUGAUGCCGCGCCGCCGCCCUACCAGCCCGAAGGAGACGCCGGGACAAGGCCUGCCCCGAACGUGGAGCGAAGCGCCACUUCCAACUCAACCGACCGUCCGCCACAGCAGAUUAGGAGUAUGCUGGACGUUUGA